This is a messenger RNA of Larimichthys crocea (large yellow croaker), 6866 nucleotides long. RefSeq names its product transient receptor potential cation channel, subfamily M, member 4a (gene trpm4a). Gene Ontology annotation, biological process: calcium ion transmembrane transport. The record is from RefSeq and is a predicted model, not a curated record. Gene Ontology annotation, cellular component: plasma membrane. The transcript is spliced from 25 exons. The coding region runs from base 51 to 3497 and encodes 1148 amino acids. Lineage: Eukaryota; Metazoa; Chordata; Actinopteri; Sciaenidae. Gene Ontology annotation, molecular function: calcium-activated cation channel activity; ligand-gated calcium channel activity.
GCACAACUAAGCCGGAUCCCCCUGAUCAGACUAUACGGCUGCAGAGCAAGAUGACUGAGCCGGAGAAAGACGGAGGAGGUGGAAAAUCAGGAAGUAAGAAAGAGAAGGAUCAGAGCUGGAUUCCCAAGAUCAUCAAGAAGAGAGUGUGCACCAGUUUUGUUGAAGACUCCUUCAGCAAUGGAGCGAUGUGUCAGUGCGGUGGUGUGCGGGAGCUCCAUGACUCUGUGGCAACAGGGGACUUCUUCGGAGCAGCUAUUGUCACCCAGUGGGACAGCAGGCAGCACUCUUCAGAGUAUCCCACUGACGCCUUUGGAGAGCUGCAGUUUGCCGGCGCUGGACACAGACACAGCCAUUUUCUGCGGCUGUCAUGUGAAACUGAGCCUGAGAUCAUCUACACCAUGAUGACGACUCACUGGGGCCUGCCCUCACCCAACCUGGUUGUGUCGGUGGUGGGGGGUGAUGGCCAUGACAAGAUCAAAAAAUGGGUUAGAGAUAUCCUGAGAAACGGGCUCGUUAGGGCAGCACAGAGCACAGGGGCCUGGAUCCUAACAGGGGGACUGAGGGAAGGCAUAACCCGCUGUGUGUGUGAGGCGGUGAGGGACCAUGGGGCUGCAGCUCCAACUCUCUCCCAGAAGAAAGUGAUUGCUGUGGGAGUGGCACCCUGGGGCCUGGUGCACAACAGGCAGCAGCUUGUCAGUGCCCAGGGGAGCUUCCCUGCUCGUUACUACGUCCAGAACACAUCCCAUGAUUCUUAUUGUCUGGACAACAACUGCCAAGCUUUCCUCCUGGUGGAUGAUGGAAGUGCUGGCCGUUGGGGAGGAGAGACAAGCUUUCGUGCUAGUCUGGAGGACUACAUUUCCCAUCAGCGCACUGGCAUUUGGGGUACUGGCAGUAUUGAAAUCCCAGUGCUAUGCAUGCUCAUCGCAGGAAAUGCAAAUAUGCUGGAGAGAAUAGACGCCUCUCUAAAGAAAGCUGUGCCCUGGUUGGUUCUUGCGGGUUCUGGUCCAGCUGCAGACCUCAUCAGUGAGCUGCUGGACAAUCUCUUCUCUGUUGCCCUCAGCCCCACCUCUCCUCCAGCAGAUGGUGAGGCUGCUGAGGUUCUCAGCACAGAGCUCCGUGACUGGGUCCAUGACAAGGUCCGAAGACACUUCCCAGCUGAAGCAGAGCUGGAAAAACUCAUCAAUAGGGCUCUGAGUAUUUAUCAGAACAGGGAGCUGAUCACCAUUUUCCACGGGGAACAGGAGGGUUCUGAUGAUUUUGAUACAGUUCUGCUCAAAGCCCUUGUAAGAGCAAGUAAACGUGUGGCCAGUAAUGCCAGUGAGUACACUGAAGAGCUGAAACUGGCUGUGGCCUGGAACCGAGUGGACAUCGCCAGAACUGAGCUCUUCAGUGGAGACAUACAGUGGAAGUAUGAGGACCUUGAAGACUCCAUGACAGAUGCACUGGUCAAUGACAAACCCCAGUUUGUGCGUCUCUUCUGCGAGAAUGGCCUGAAUAUCCUGGACUAUCUCACAUACGGCCGCUUGGAAAGCCUGUACCACUCGCUGUCAGACAGCUCACUGACCUACAGUCUGCUCCAGAGGCGUCUGAGCGAGAGGCAGAGCUUGGCUGGAUCCCUGUCCAACAUGGAUGGAGCUGUGACAGGACCUCUGAAGACUCCACAGAGUGCACUAUCUGGACCUGCAACGAUGAAGCUCAGCCUGUAUGAGGUGUCCCGCCUACUCUGGGACCUGUUGGGUGAUGUCUCUCAGCCUUUCUACUAUGGACCUCUGGGGCUGGACCAUAGCAUCAGCACUAGGAGGGCUCUUAAGCAAGUCAAUAAGAUGCAGCAGGAGGAGUGUUUGUACCGGGACCAGCGCUGCCUCUCACCCUGGGCAUCCCUCUUCAUCUGGGCCGUCCUGCAGAACCGCAGUGAAAUGGCUGUUUCCUUCUGGGAAAUGGCAGGAGAGUCAGUGUUGAGUGCUCUGUGUGGAUGUAAGAUGCUCAGAGAACUUUCCAAACUGGAGAGUGAGACUGAGAGCAAGCUUGCCAUGAAGGAACUGGCCCAAAAGUUUGAGAAUCUGGCACAAGAUGUAUUUGGUGAGUGUUACCAGAGCAGUGAGAGUCGUUCCUUCACUCUCCUUAUAAGGAAGUCACCAGUGUGGGGCGGAGCUACGUGCCUGCAGAUGGCCACUGCGGCUGACGCCCGCCUGUUCUUCAGCCACGAUGGUGUUCAGUCUCUGCUGUCUCAGAUCUGGUGGGGCGACAUGGACAGAAGUACUGAGGUUUGGAAACUGGUUCUCACCUUCUUCAUGCCCCCCCUCCUCUACAUAAACCUUAUCAGCUUCAGGGAACAAGAUGAGGAAUCUGUUGAGGUCCACCAUGUCAGAGAUACUGAAAGUCUGGAUGGGAAUGAUGCCACAAUCUUCUCCCUCGCUGACAUUAUACAAAAUGAGGAAGACGUUGAAGAAUUCAGGGCUCUAAAAGAAAAGUUGAAUGAGUCUUCGCCAUCCAACUCCAGGAGACCAUUUAUUGUGUCACGGUGGAGACAGUUCUGGUUUGCCCCUGUCACCUCAUUCCUUGGCAAUGUGCUGAUGUACUUCCUGUUCCUCUGCCUGUUUGCCUAUGUUCUGUUGGUGGACUUCAAGCGCCCACCCCCUGAAGGCCCCGCAACUCUGGAGUUUGUGCUGUACUUUUGGGUGUUCACCUUAGUAUGUGAAGAGAUUCGUCAGACCUUCUUUUUGGGCAGCACUUUUGUGUUCCAGCGGAUGAGGAACUACAUCCAGGAUGUGUGGAACAAGUGUGAUCUUACAGCUAUUGGUCUCUUCAUUUUGGCUCUGUGCUGCAGAAUGUUCUCCUGGUCAUAUGAGUUUGGCAGAGCUGUGAUGGCCAUAGAUUUUAUGGUCUUCACACUACGUCUGAUCCAUAUCUUUGUUGUCCACAAACAACUCGGGCCCAAGAUCAUCAUUGUUGGCAAAAUGGUGAAGGACGUUUUCUUCUUCCUUUUCUUCCUGGCUGUAUGGCUCCUGGCCUAUGGAGUGGCCAAUCAGGCGCUCCUCUACUCGUAUGAUCCCCGUCCUGGUUGGAUAUUCCGCCGAGUGUUCUACAGACCAUACCUGCACAUUUUUGGACAAAUACCUAUACAUGAAAUGGAUGCUGAUAAAUUGGAAGAAAAAAUGUGCACAAACAACAUCACACGAAUUGAAGCAGGAGAGGAGCCCUGUCUGAACACCUUCGCCAACUGGCUGGUUGUCAUCCUCCUCGUCAUCUACCUGCUGUUUACUAACAUAGUACUGGUCAACUUACUCAUUGCUAUGUUCAGCUACACCUUCUCCAAAGUACAGGAGCGCAGUGACACCUACUGGAAGUUUCAGCGUUACAACCUGAUUGUGGAGUACCACUCAAGGCCCUGCCUGGCACCACCCUUCAUUAUCCUGUCACACCUCAACCUUUUGAUCAAGAGAUACAUCCGCCGCAUCCCUUCAGUCAAGAGCAGACACUUUGAUUCCGCCAAAUGACUCAUCGGAGCCUGGGAUGGGGAAGGUCCAGCGAGCAGGGACUAUAUGAAACACUGCACAACGGAGAUUGUGGUUAUCCUCGUCGGCCAGCGCCCAGGUCCAAGGCAUGCUGAACAAUCAACCACAUCGGAGCAUCGAGGCUUUGGACUUAGACUUAUGACUUCAGAGAUGGAACAGACAUCGCAAGAGAAGAGUCCAACAACCUACAGCCGACAGCAGGAAGCCGUGCCACGGAGGAUAACCACCUGCGACCGGCUGGGGGUCUCUAAUCGGGCUAACAAAGAUUCUUUUCACGUUCAUCCUGCCAAUAAAAGACUGUGGACAUUGGGGACUAUGUGGGCUUUGGACAAAGCCAGGAGUUUUCGACUGAAUCCAGCAGUUUGGCAGUUGUGAAAGGAUUGGAUCGACCAAAUUGGACUAACCUCAACAACUCAGCAGCAGCCUUUGUAUCAGGUUUUUAUUUUAUUAGUAUGAGGAUAGUGAUUUUAGGAAAUAGGUUUGAUCAGAUUUGAAUGAAUUAAGCUGUAUUCUUGCCCUUGCUAAACUUCGCAAUACAUAUAUCUACUGCAGUUAAAGAUUAAGUUGUGGACCUCAAAUUUAUAGCAUCUCCUAAGGUUGUAAUCAUCAGGUAUAGUGUGUUUAACAUCUUUAAAGGUUCUAACAAGUUACUCUAGCCCAAGAAAUUAACGGACCCAUGGGGCUUACUGGCCAAGCCACUAAAAUUAUCCUAGCAACCAUACCAAGUGCCCAGAUCAAUGAGAGGAUGAGAGGAGAGCUGCCAUGAACGUAUGCGGCUAGUGUAGUAUUUGGCCCUAGGGGCUAUUCGGUCAGGUGCUAUACUAGAGUAAGCAGGGUAGACGUGCGGAUGAAGGCAGUUAGAAGCUAGGCGAAUCUCCUUGCCACCAGCUUAAACAGUCCUCUAAACUGUCCCGAUAGGGUAAGACCCAUGGGCUUGAAGAUCGGACCCCUUAGUGUGCGGCAGAAGGGAGUUCUGCCCGAGCACUUUGACCAGCGGGAAAAGUUGAGCCACCAACCUGCAGAGAUCCUCGAGGAGGAACGGGAAGAAGGAGCGGCCAAUGGGAGCAGUCAAGCUGAACACCCAAAGCGGCGCUGAGUAGCUCAACCAGUCUGCGACUCAUCCCCUACCCAAGGUACUAAGGGAGGCUUUGGGAGCAGAUGACUCGAACGACAAAGACAAAAGAAAAGCAGGGAUAACGAGGAAAGAGAUCGACCAGACAACAGAGAAGAAUCGUCUUUGUCAGUAACAAGAAGUGGGAACAGACACCAAAAGGAAGGGUGGUUCCUGAAGAUUCCAUAGUACAAGUGGUGCAGGCCAUACAUGAAGCACUAGGCCAUGCAGGCACCAUGCCUACAUGGAAGGAAUUGGAAAAGCAGCAACUCUGGGUUCCAGGAAGCCAGGUCCACCGAGUCCUCAAGGACUGUGAUGUGUGUGGUUGAUACAACACAGGACAAAGAGGAAAAAGGGUGGAUGGCGUCACCAUAAAAAGCACUGUACCCUGGGGAUCAGUAUGCAUGGACGCAGCUGGACCAAUGGGGGUUACAGGUAAGAAGGGCAAGAAGUACCUUCUAGUGCUAGUGGACUCUAUGUCAGGAUACGUAAUCAUCAGCCAAGUAUGAAGUAUCGGACAUAGUAGAGAAGAUCUUAGACAGUAACACAGCGUUACUAAAGAAGAAGGGAAUUCAAGGGGUAGAGGAGCUUAAACCAAUUCCAAGCUAGAAGAAAACCAGGAACCAAGAAUGGAUACUAACACACAGAACCUGCCACCCUACGUCAGGGUAGCCACUGUCUAUGGGGUGGUGGCCCUAAGGAGAACAACCUCAGGACUCUGGGUAGGCAGAGGACUGAGAAAGCUAGAUUGCGCUAAGCAAGUAAAAAAUACCCGUGUGGUUUGCUCAAAACCAUCCACCCUGUCCAUCCAAUGGGAGGGACCGGGGAGUGAGAAACCACUCAAGCCAGAUGGAAUGAGAAGUGAAUUCAAGAAUAUGCAUUACAAACCAGUAAAAGUUAUGGAUGCCUUUGUUGGUUGGUUAUGCCGCAUAAUCAAGCCCGGCUGAUCAUCAUGACUCAAUGGGACCUGCGAGGAGGACGAUUUCCUGUCCAUUGGAAUCUAAAACUAAAGGCAUCCGAUGCAGCGGGUGAUCUCAAGGAGGGGGUGUCAAGUGAGUUGAGAUCCCUGAUCCGCUAUCACAACGAAAGAGUUAAUGUAACAACCUGGGAAAUGGAUGACAGAGAGUUUCUCACUGUCUGGCCUUACAAAUGGGGAAGUGAAACUCCCCAGCAGAAGGCCUGGGAGUUGGGAACGAAGGGACUUCCCAUUAUUGCCAGUAAUAGCAUUAGCCUUUGGACAUUUAGAGGACUCUCCUUCUGAGUAUGUGAGUAAUGCAUAAAGAUAAAAAUGAGCAAAAGCUAAAAUGUGAUUAAUGAUGAUUCCGUAUUAAACAAUGUAAAAGUGAACUGUUGAAAUGAGUGUAAUCAUAAGAAAAGAGUAUGAUUAUAACUGAAGAUUCUGACUACUGGAAAUUGUGAAAUCAUUGCAAUAAGUUGGUAGCUAAGGUGAAAUAAUAAUAACUAAAUCAUGCUGAGGGGUUGAGCAAGGAAAACUUGAGCAACCAAACUGGAGAGAGUGUGAGAAGGGGGGGUAUAUGAAGCAAGCAGGAUACAUCUGGAUGGACAAGGAGGAUGGAUUGUGUAACAUAUGACACGUUGUUGCCUAAUAUGGUUAGAAUCCGCCAAAUGACUCAUCGGAGCCUGGGAUGGGGAAGGUCCAGCGAGCAGGGAGUAUAUGAAACACUGCACAACGGAGAUCGUGGUUAUCCUUGUCGGCCGGCGCCCGGGUUCAAGACAUGCUAAACGAUCGACCAUAUCGGAGCAUCGAGUCUUUGGACGUAGACUUAUGACUUCAGAGAUGGAACAGACGUACAGCCCAACAUCGCAAGAAAAGAGUCCAACAACCUACAGCCGACAGCAGGGAGCCAUGCCACGGAGGAUAACCACCCCCAACAGGCUGUGGGUCUCUAAUCGGGCCAACAAAGAUUCUUUUCACGUUCAUCCUGCCAAUAAAAGACUGUGGACAUUGGGGACUAUCUGGGCUUUGGACAAAGCCAGGAGUUUUCGACUGAAUCCAGCAGUUUGGCAGUUGUGAAAGGAUUGGAUCGACUGAUCACUGCUUCACCCUUUCCCUUCCUCUCUCCAAACUGGACUAAUCUCAACAACUCAGCAGCAGCCUUAAUAUCAGGUUUUUUAAUUUAUUAGUAUGAGGAUAGUGAUUUUAGGAAAUAGGAUUGAUCAGAUUUGAAUGAAUUAAGCUGUAUUCUUGCCCUUGCUAAACUUUGCAAUAAAUAUAUCUA